Messenger RNA from Leguminivora glycinivorella, 1728 nucleotides. RefSeq names its product phospholipase A1 member A-like. NCBI's taxonomy places the organism in Eukaryota, Metazoa, Arthropoda, Insecta, Lepidoptera, Tortricidae. The coding region runs from base 555 to 1190 and encodes 211 amino acids. The transcript is spliced from 3 exons. The record is from RefSeq and is a predicted model, not a curated record. Gene Ontology annotation, molecular function: lipase activity.
ACUAGGACAUGUGGAACUUAUAGCCCUUAAAUGUAUCACAUUAAUGAAAUUGUCAUUGUCAUCUAUGAAUUUUUAAUUAUUAACACUAUGAACCUCAAGUGUGAUAUUAUGUUGAAAGCAAUAUGUUUGUCUUUGUGUUUUCUAAGUUCUGUGAAGGCAAUCGAGUUUUCUAAAAGCGGUCAAGGAGUAUCAGUAGGCUACUUGGGAGAUUGUCCAGGCUCUUUAAAGCCAGCAGUCAUCAAGCCAAAAUCUCUGCAGCAUCUCACCUUAUCCAUCCUGGCCUCUGGCAAUGUGCUUCAAGCGAAUUACACGAAAUAUAACUACUAUGGAAUGGAAAGCCUAGUCAAGCAUCCCGAUUUCGAUUUGGAGAAGAAAACCUUCAUAUUCUUUCCUGGAUACUUGGAUACGAUUAUGAUACCUGGUGGAAGAGCGAUCGCUUCCCUGUAUAAGGAACUGGGAUAUAAUGCCCUUUAGUGGAUUAUUUUUAUUUCACGUUUAAUCAUUUUCCAAGAACCGUGCGGCUUUUACGCCCAGUUGCUAAGCACGUUGCAGAAAUGCUGGCCAUACUAACAAAACUCGGCUUAGACCCAAAAAAAUUGGAGCUCAUGGGCUUUAGUCUCGGUGGACAGGCCGUAGGUCUCACAGCCAAGCACUACCGCCAAAUAACUGGAUACAAUAUCUCCUCUCUCACAGCCAUUGACCCUUCCGGCCCAUGCUUCAGGCAUCUAGGGCCGGAGAACAGAAUAGACCCAUCAGAUGCCGAUUUUGUCCUCCAGGUUACAACAAAUAUGGACGGCUUUGGCAUUGCCACUCCAGUUGGACAAGUAGCAGUUUUUGUCAACGGAGGAGAAUACCAACCGGGGGACGUCUGGCUGGCUCCAUGUCUAGUCCUAUGCAGCCAUGGGAGAGGCUAUUUCCUCUGGCUUUCCGCUUUGAUGAAUCCAGGAAUUUUCAUAGCUUUACAGUGCGAUUCUGUUCAGCAAGCCAGGGAUGGGGAUUGCUACGAACGGCAGCCAAGGGUAACAAAUACAGUGGAUCUGUAUACUGACAGGAGUAAACCUGGUAUCUACUAUUUGCAUACAUUCUAUAGGUAUCCUUAUGGUUUAGGUAAAAAAGGAUUGAAACGGAAGGAUAAUGAGAUCGUGAAGCAUUUGAACUGGCUUAACCAGGAAGAAGUAUUAACAGUGUGAUUCAUCAUCCUUCUUGCGUUAUCCCGGCAUUUGCCACGGCUCAUGCGAGCCUGGGGUCCGCUUUUGACAACUAAUCCCAAGAUUUGACGUAGGCACUAGUUUUUACGAAAGCGACUGCCAUUAUUAACCGUGUGAUUAUGAGAAUAUAAUGAUGAAAGCUCAGAAAAAAAACAGGAAAGCCGAAUUACAGUGCCAUUAACAUCAGUUAACGAUUCGGGUUUUAUAUCUUGCUCGCACUUAUGCGAUCCCGAUAAGAGCCGAAGCCGAAGGGUAUAGGCCGAAUCGUUAGCUAAUUUUAAUCGCACUAUAUCCCAUGGAGAUAAUUUGAGUUACGUCGAUUUUUAGAAGAAAACUCUAUAUUAGUAUGGCAGAUUUAUUUUCUAUUCAUGAAAUAAAAAUAUUAUUAAGAAUAUGUAAUAGGACGCUAUGUUAGAUUUAAGUAGCAAUUAUGUUCUAGUUAGGUAAGUGUGUAUUAUUAUUAACUAAUGUUGUAUUUAUUAUUAUUAAAUUUGUAUGAAAAGAUUUACCUUCAGUUUUA